CAAAGUCGCGUCAGCAGUACGGAAGUAAACAGCCUGCUCCCUGCUGCUGUCAGUUGGUGUUUUCUUUUCUUAAAAACAGUAAUUUCACAGCUGGUCGUGUCUUCAUUAGCAGGCUGACAGAUGUCCGCUUCUCCCGCAGAAGAUCUGCUCCAGCAGUGGGAAAGUGAGCAGGCACGUCUGAGGCAGCAGGUGCUGGAGGACGACACAGAGGACUGGCAGAGGAGCCCAGACUUUUCAGGUCUGGAGCGAGUUGGUGGGGUGGACCUCUCCUUCAUCAAAGGGGAUGACGUCAAUGCCUGUGCCCAGCUUGUGGUACUCAGCUACCCAGAUCUGCAGGUGCUGUAUGAAGACAGUCAGAUGGUGACCCUGACGGCCCCCUACAUAGCCGGCUUUCUGGCAUUCAGAGAAACUCCUUUCCUCCUGGAGGCUCUGCAGAGGCUGAAGAAGAACCAGCCCACACUCCUUCCUCAGGUGGUGUUUGUGGAUGGGAAUGGUCUCUUUCAUUACAGAGAAUUGUUUGGUAAAGUAAACAUGGCACAGGGUGGCAGUGAUAUGAAGAUCAAUGCAGGCAAUGGAAACAGCUGGCUUGCUGCUAUUUGUUUUGGCAUCUGUACAUCUGUUUUGACUUUGAUUUUUGUUUCUUUGCCUCCACAGAUAGCUGCUCUGCAAAGAGGAGGAGACAGCUUCCCACUCAUAGGCGCCUCAGGCAAAGUGCUCGGAAAGGCACUGCGAAGCUCUGACAAGAGCUCGAAGCCAGUGUACGUGUCUGUGGGCCACAAGAUCAGCCUGGACACAGCUGUCCGCCUCACACACGCAUGCUGCCGAUACCGGGUCCCUGAGCCAAUCAGACAGGCUGUGCUGUGCUUCUGCAGUGCACCAUAUGAUUACUGCAAGCCACCUGACUGCACUUGUUUUAGCUGGUGGGGAGAGGGGCAUCCGGCAGCAACAGGGACUGACUGUGGACAUCAGAGAGAAGCAGGAACAAUCUUACCUUCCUCUGUCCAGUCACCAGUGCCUCCCUCUUCAUCCUCCUUUCUUUGCCCAACUGCUCUGCUUUCAGUCUCUGACAUCCACAUUCCCUUCUGUGUCUCCCAGCAUUGCCCUCGUGUUCUCUCCCGGCUUCUGCCACAUCCAGCUGCGAUGUUACGUCUCGCUGGCAGGCAAAUUUUCAUCCUUCAGGCUUUUGAAAUCACAGUCACAUCUCAUGAAAAAAGCAAAAUCAAAAAGAGAUCAACCUGACAGGAAGACUGAAUAACUGAAUACGUUUGACAGUAGAAAAUGAAAACAGGUUUUUGUGUGCAAAUGUUCAUCGUGGACAAACUAAAAAGAUGCAAAUAUAUAUAACUACCCACACUUAAACAGAUUCUGUGUCAGUCCCACACUUGCACAUACUUGGUAGGACUCCACAUCCAAAAGUUGCUUGGCUGACCAUCUAGUCAGCCUCUUGUUCUGCAUCGGCUCCACCUCAGCUCCAGCGAGGGUGUUUUUGCUUCCUUGUCUCUUUACCUUUGCUGAUGUUGAGCAGUGGGUUAUUCUCUGUGUACCAUGCUGUAAGAUUAUUGAUUUCCUCUAGAUAUAAAUCCUCUCUUCCUCUCAUCAGUGUUUAUAAUCUCACCAGAACG
Molecule: messenger RNA, 1622 nt
Organism: Pundamilia nyererei
Lineage: Eukaryota; Metazoa; Chordata; Actinopteri; Cichliformes; Cichlidae
Product: endonuclease V
Exons: 9
Coding region: 121-1239 (372 amino acids)
Biological process (GO): DNA repair
Cellular component (GO): cytoplasm; nucleolus
Molecular function (GO): single-stranded RNA binding; RNA endonuclease activity producing 5'-phosphomonoesters, hydrolytic mechanism
Source: RefSeq, a predicted model, not a curated record